Lagopus leucura (white-tailed ptarmigan) is the source of this 1568-nucleotide messenger RNA. Its product is annotated as amine sulfotransferase-like. Gene Ontology annotation, molecular function: sulfotransferase activity. The coding region runs from base 561 to 1439 and encodes 292 amino acids. The record is from RefSeq and is a predicted model, not a curated record. Gene Ontology annotation, biological process: sulfation. Gene Ontology annotation, cellular component: cytoplasm. Lineage: Eukaryota; Metazoa; Chordata; Aves; Galliformes; Phasianidae. The transcript has 7 exons.
UGGGAUUACUGCUACCAGUGUUUCUGAUGUGAUGAGUGACUCCUCAUUUAUUCAACUCAGCUCAGUGAGAGAACUUCAGUCAUAUCAAAAUAAGCUUAUCCUGAACCUUUUUGCCUGGUCAUUACUCUGAUAUUUCUGAGUGGCUGGGUGUGGGGAGCAGCAGGCCCAGCCUGCCUGCAGAGCGAGCCUGAGGGAUGCCCGAGCAUCCUGUGGCCAUGCCAUGGGAGGAGGCUGCCCACCUGAGCUGCAUGCAGGCCCAAUACUGCCCUGUUUUGGCACUGCCUCAUCAUGAGACAGCAACCUGCGGGUUUAAGGGAGCACAGGUCUCAUAGGCGGUGUCCACGUGCAUGUGCCUCAUGUAGGCAGGUCCCUGUCAGCCCAUGGAUGCAUCCAAGGACACAAGGUCAUGAGCAUGUCCUUGGUCAUGGCCAUGGCCCUUCCUUGUUUCCACCACACCCCUCAUCAAAAAAGGGCACUGCUGGGUAAGUGUGAGGUCAGUGCAGCUCUAGCGGUGAGAAGGCAAAAGGACAGCUUAUACACCCGUAAGCGACAACAGAUUAAUGAUGGAACCAUCAAAAGAGUUUGUAUUCAAUUACAAAGGGUUUUAUUUUGCUGUAAAUACUACACCUGAGUAUGUAGCUUCCCUGGAGAAUUUUGAAAUCAAGGACAGUGACAUAUUUAUAGCUACUUAUCCAAAAUCAGGAACUGUGUGGACUCAGAAUAUUUUGAGCUUAAUACUCCAUGAAGGCCAUCGUAAUGGAACAGAAAAUAUGGAGAUGCUGGACAGAAUCCCCUGGGUGGAAUAUAAUAUUAAAAAUAUGGAUUAUGGCAGUCUUCCUUUGCCUCGAGUUUUUGCCACUCACCUGCCUUACUACUUGACUCCAAAAGACCUGAGAAACAAAAAAGGACAUGUUAUUUAUGUUGCCAGGAACCCUAAGGACGUGUUGGUUUCUUAUUAUCACUUCUCCAAAUUCAUCCGAACACUAGAGAAAAUACCGGAUUUUAACAUUUUCAUGGAGAGAUUUUUAGCUGGAAAAGUGCUUGGCAGUGCCUGGUUUGACCACGUUUCAGGCUGGUACAACCAUGCAAAGGAUUUCAAUAUACUCUUCCUGACCUACGAGGAGAUGAAAAAGGAUCUCAGAAGUGCUGUGCUGAAAAUCUGCAACUUCAUAGGCAAGACGCUGAGUGAAGAGGAAAUAGAAAGUGUUGUGAGACAGGCUACAUUUGAGAACAUGCAGAAGGACCCCAGGGCAAACUACGAGAACAUGCCAGACGACAUUGCGAUCAAGGGGAAGGGCAGAUUUCUACGGAAAGGCACCAUUGGAGACUGGAAAAACAUGAUGACAGUGGCUCAGAGUGAAAGGUUUGAUGAAGUUCUUAAAGAAAAAAUACGGACCCUGCCUAUCAAAUUCACCUGGGAGAUAGACAGCGAUGUGUAGCCUGGCUUUGAGGUUUGUCACUCUUCGGCGUUCGUCAUGGAUGGACACACUUGACCUUAUGGAAGAACAUAAUAUGAUUAUUUUCAACUGUGUUGUAGAGAUAAUAAAUAGAAGAACUCAUUCAGAAAA